This is a messenger RNA of Aspergillus sclerotioniger CBS 115572, 3264 nucleotides long. RefSeq names its product bifunctional cytochrome P450/NADPH--P450 reductase. Bases 1 to 3264 code for a protein of 1087 amino acids. The record is from RefSeq and is a predicted model, not a curated record. NCBI's taxonomy places the organism in Eukaryota, Fungi, Ascomycota, Eurotiomycetes, Eurotiales, Aspergillaceae. Gene Ontology annotation, molecular function: NADPH-hemoprotein reductase activity; aromatase activity; iron ion binding. The transcript has 6 exons. Gene Ontology annotation, cellular component: cytosol.
AUGAGCGACGUACAGCCAGUUCCUAUCCCGGGACCUAAGGGCGUCCCUUUCCUGGGAAAUAUCUACGAUAUCGAGCAGGAAGUGCCCAUGCGGAGUUUUGAGUUACUUGUCGAUCAAUAUGGCCCAAUCUUCCGUCUUAAUACAUUUGGCGUGCCAAAGGUCUUCGUCAGUAAUCAAGAGCUGGCCAACGAAGUCUGCAACGAGGAGCGGUUCUCUAAGAGCGUGGACGGUGGCUUGGAUCAGGUUCGGCAUCUCACCCACGAUGGCUUGUUCACGGCAAGAUACCCCGGUGAAGAGAAUUGGGCGCUUGCGCAUCGCAUUCUUAUUCCUGCUUUUGGGCCCCUGUCUAUCAGAGCCAUGUACGACGAAAUGUACGACAUUGCCACUCAGCUUGCCAUGAAAUGGGCCCGACAGGGACCCGAGACCCCCAUAAAUGUUACGGACGAUUUUACGCGCCUGACCCUCGAUUCGAUCGCGCUGUGUUCGAUGGGGACGAGGUUCAACUCGUUCUACCAUGAUACAAUGCACCCUUUCGUGGAAGCGAUGGUUGGCACGUUGCAGGUAGCCAGCUAUAGGUCACAGCGGCCGGCUCUGCUGAACCAACUUCCCACAAGCGAGAACAAUUCAUUCUGGAACGAUAUUGCCUAUCUAAGAAAAUUAGCAAAGGAAAUGGCCGAGGAUAGGAGGAAGAAUCCAUCGGACAAGAAAGACCUUCUCAAUGCUCUCGUCCUAGGCCGAGAUUCUCAGACAGGAAAGGGCCUCAGCGAGGAUUCAAUUAUUGACAACAUGAUUACUUUUCUGAUUGCCGGUCAUGAAACCACGUCCGGAAUGCUGUCUUUCGUCUUCUAUUUCCUGCUAAAAAACGCACACGCGUACAAAAAGGCGCAGGAAGAAGUGGAUCGGGUGAUUGGGCGACGGAAGAUCACUGUCGAUGAUCUCUCCAAGUUGCCAUAUAUCAAUGCGGUCAUGCGAGAAUCGUUGCGCCUCAGACCGACAGCUGGUAUCAUUAAACUCCACGCACACCCGAUCAAGAAUACUGAAGACCCGGUGACCUUGGCAAAUGGUAAAUAUGUGUUGAACAAGGGAGAGUCAGUCAGCAUUCUUCUCAGUAAAUUGCAUCGCGAUCCCAAAGUUUAUGGCUCGGAUGCCGAAGAGUUCAAACCGGAGCGAAUGCUUGACGAAAACUUCAACAAGCUACCCCCAAAUUCGUGGAAGCCAUUUGGAAAUGGUAUGCGAGGCUGCAUUGGGCGUCCAUUUGCUUGGCAAGAAGGCUUGCUUGCAAUCGCCCUGCUGCUGCAGAACUUCAAUUUUCAGUUGGAUGACCCAAGCUAUGACUUGCGGAUCAAACAGACACUUACCAUUAAGCCGUUGGAUUUCAAGAUGAGGGCAACUCCAAGGCACGGUCUGGACCCGAUAGCAUUGGAAGUAGCUCUGAAUAGCGGUGACGUGCCUCGCGAGACAACAGUACCCAGCAGAGAUCGCAAAAAAGGCGCAACUAUUCCUGCUGGAGGUCUGAAGCCGAUGCAUAUCUUCUUUGGUAGCAACACUGGAACCUGCGAGGCGUUUGCUAGAAGAAUGGCAGACGAUGCUGCCACAUGGGGGUUUGCUGCAGAGGUCAAGUCGCUGGACUCUGCCACCGAGAAUGUCCCGAAAGAGGAUCCGGUGGUGUUCAUUGCUGCCUCAUACGAAGGCCAGCCUGCUGAUAAUGCCGCCCACUUUUUUGAGUGGCUCAGUGCAGUGAAGAACAACGAGUUUGAGGGGGUCAAUUAUGCCGUGUUCGGUUGCGGUCAUCAUGACUGGAACGCCACCUUCUACCGAAUUCCCAAAGCCAUCAAUGAGCUAGUGAGCGAGCAUGGUGGCAAUCGCUUGUGUGACAUUGGACUGGUCGAUACCGCCAACUCAGACAUGUUCACUGACUUCGAUAACUGGAGUGAGACGGCAUUGUGGCCCAGCAUCGCUUCUAAAUUCGGAUCAGUCCAGGCCGACAAAAAGGCCAGCUCAGGCUUGCAGGUCGAGGUAAGCUCGGAAAGACGAGUGUCCAACCUAGGCCUUCAACUGCAGGAAGGAUAUGUGAUCGAGAACGAGCUCCUCACGGCACCCGACGUCCCAGCAAAACGGCUGGUGAGAUUCAAACUUCCCACCGACAUGACCUACCAGUGCGGCGAUUACCUUGCCGUGCUUCCGGUAAACCCAACAACUGUCGUCCGUCGUGCAAUGCGCCGGUUCAACUUGCCCUGGGACGCCGUUUUGACUGUUCGCAAGCCAUCUCAGACCCAAGCCGGACCAUGGACCAUCCCCCUUGACAACUCAAUGUCCGCGUUUGGUCUUCUGUCGUCAUAUGUCGAGCUCUCCCAGCCUGCAUCCAAGCGUGACCUCAUCGCCCUGGCGGAUGCAGCCGUCAUCGACGAAGAAGCCCAAGCCGAGCUGCGCUACACAGCCAACAGCCCUAGCCGCUUUGCUGCCGAGAUCGUGACGAAACGUCUCAGCCUCCUCGACAUCCUGGACCGCCAUGCUCCCGCCCAUGCGCGUACGCCAAUACUCCAUCUCAUCUUCCCCUUAACCGACCCAACCGAAUGCUCUAUCACAGUCUCGGUACUCAACGCCCCAUCCCUCUCCGGAACAGAGGAAGCAUACAUGGGCGUCGCCUCCACCUACCUCUCCGUCCUCCAACCCGGCGAACACACCCAUAUCGCCGUCCGCCCAUCCCACUCCGGCUUCAAACCCCCAACCGACCUCACCACACCAAUGAUCAUGGCCAGCGCAGGAAGCGGCCUUGGCCCAUUCCGCGGAUUCAUCAUGGAUCGUGCCGAGAAAAUCCUCGGCCGAAGCGAAUCCAUCGCCGAACAGCCCGCCAAAGCUAUCCUCUACGCCGGCUGCCGCACCAAAGGCAAGGAUGAUAUCCACGCUGCAGAACUCGAAGAAUGGUCCCGUCAGGGCAUCGUCGACGUCCGAUGGGCGUAUAGUCGUCCUUCCGACGGGUCUGCCCCUCAACACAUCCAGGAUCGUAUCGCAAGUGACUGUGAUGAAUUGGUCUCACUUUUUGAACAAGGCGCUAGGAUUUAUGUCUGUGGAAGCACGGACGUGGGGAAUGCUGUGGGUGGCGCUUUCAAAAACAUAUUCCUAAAUGCACGGAAGAAGCAUCGCGAGGAGGCCCUGGCAAAGGGCCAGAAAGAUGUUCCACCGGAGGGAAAUGAUGAGGAAGCGAGGAAGUUCUUUGAUGGGUUGAAGGCGAAUAUGCGUUAUGCUACGGAUGUGUUUACCUAG